Molecule: messenger RNA, 1124 nt
Organism: Homarus americanus (American lobster)
Lineage: Eukaryota; Metazoa; Arthropoda; Malacostraca; Decapoda; Nephropidae
Product: superoxide dismutase [Cu-Zn]-like
Exons: 4
Coding region: 97-783 (228 amino acids)
Biological process (GO): removal of superoxide radicals
Molecular function (GO): superoxide dismutase activity; copper ion binding
Source: RefSeq, a predicted model, not a curated record
AACGCCCCCUGGUGGACCUCGUGCUGUCUCCUGUAUAUAUAUUGGAGAGAAGAGACCUUGAAGAGGCAGACUCGCGACGGACCUGGAAAGAACAAGAUGAGGUUGGCAUCAGUGUGGGCGGUUUGGGCGGUGAUGGUGGGCGUGGGGAUGGCAGUACCCAGCAGCACCAGGAACGAACGUCAAGUGGUGUACACGAACCAUUACCCCUCUCUCCUGUACAUCGACUCCGCCGACGGGUCAACCCAGCUCAAUACCAGGACCUCUUCCUCCGACACUUCAGACAUCAUCCAGAUCAUCAUCCACCCUUACUCCCCCAAUCCACCACCCCCCAGAAAAGCAGUGGCGGUGUUGGAAGGGUCAGUGGAAGGCACCUUGGUACUGACGCAGGACACGCCUCCCACAGGAGCUACCAGGGUUGAGGGAACGAUAACUGGCCUUACACCUGGUCUUCACGGCUUCCAUGUUCAUCAAUUUGGCGACCUGUCUGGCGGCUGUGGCACUGCUGGCGGUCACUACAACCCCUUUAGAAGGAACCACGGCCACCCUGACAACCUGCAGCGACACGUGGGCGACUUGGGCAACAUCCUGGCGGACAACAACGGUACCGCGUAUGUCAACAUCACGGACGAGUUGGUGACGUUGGUGGGGCCGAGGGCAGUGGUGGGUCGUGCGGUGGUCGUUCAUGCCGGGGAGGACGAUGUAGGACUUGGUGGUGAUGCUGAGAGUCUCAAGACAGGCAACGCUGGAGGCCGCGUAGGCUGUGGUGUCAUCGGAUAUGCGUAAAAAAAAAAAGGUGUCCUAUACGCCGAGAGAGUUUGGGAGUCCUACACCUACACGAGGGCCACAGGAACCACCAUGAACAAGGACCUCAGCACUCUCCAACACUCUUCCUGUGACGCUCCUGAAGGCAGUAUUAUGACUCCUUCACUACAAAUAGCAUCACAAAAUACCCUGGGCUGACCUUAGUUGUUCUUCACACUGUCACGUUCAUCUUCCGUACCUCACUACAGCAAUCUAGCGAACACAGACCAUUACAUUGACGGACUAAAUAACCUUGUAUUUCCUGUAGUCUUCCUCAUAACUACUUGUAAUGGCUUGGAUCAACAAAUAAAAGAAGAAUGACA